This is a messenger RNA of Spea bombifrons (plains spadefoot toad), 2884 nucleotides long. RefSeq names its product forkhead box J3 (gene FOXJ3). The record is from RefSeq and is a predicted model, not a curated record. Lineage: Eukaryota; Metazoa; Chordata; Amphibia; Anura; Pelobatidae. Gene Ontology annotation, cellular component: nucleus. The transcript is spliced from 14 exons. The coding region runs from base 412 to 2208 and encodes 598 amino acids. Gene Ontology annotation, biological process: regulation of transcription by RNA polymerase II. Gene Ontology annotation, molecular function: DNA-binding transcription factor activity, RNA polymerase II-specific; RNA polymerase II cis-regulatory region sequence-specific DNA binding.
UUCGCGGGGAUGUCGGGAGUUGUAGUUCCUCGGCACGUCUGCAUUCGUUCCUCUCCUGGCCGACACGUCGGGACCGCACGGAGCAGCAGAUCAGGUGAUCCGUUUCAUUUUUUUGUGCCGGGUGCUAGAAAAGAAACAGAAGCUGAUAACUUCAACAAAGAUGGGCUACAGAAAGUAAUCUGUAUUACAUCCAAAUCAGCAAAGCGUUGAAAGGGGACUUCCUUCCUGUCCAGAUGGGUUUACGUGGAUCGAGCUACACGUUUGUGACAUCGCACACGAGGUUGGAGGUCGAUCACCCUUUGAUUUGGAGAUCCUAAAAUUCACCAGAAAACCACCCGGAUUUUUUUAUUAUUUUUUUAUUUUUUGUUAACCUGGAAGGACAGCCCCGAGGGAUAAAUCACGCCGCGCGAGAUGACUUCGGAACUGGAGAGCAGUUUGACUUCUAUGGACUGGCUGCCGCAGCUGACGGUGAGAGCGGCCAUCCAGAACUCGGACAAUGCCCAACACGGUCACGGAACCGGCGCCGGCAAGAAGGUCCUCGACCCGAACACCACGCUGGACCAGGAGGACGUCCAGCAGCACAAGGAUGGGAAGCCCCCCUAUAGCUACGCCAGCCUCAUUACGUUUGCAAUCAACAGCUCACCAAAAAAGAAAAUGACUCUUAGCGAGAUUUACCAAUGGAUCUGUGAUAACUUCCCGUACUACAAAGAGGCCGGAAGCGGCUGGAAGAAUUCUAUACGACAUAACCUGUCCCUGAAUAAGUGCUUUCUGAAAGUGCCUCGAUCCAAGGACGAUCCCGGAAAGGGGUCAUAUUGGGCAAUAGACACAAAUCCAAAGGAGGACGCGUUACCAGCUCGGCCAAAGAAGAGGCCGCGAUCUGGAGAGCGGGUCUCACCGCCAUACAGCGUAGAUUCUGACUCGAUGGGAAUGGAUUGUAUCAUCUCUGGAAGUGCCUCUCCGAAACUGGCUAUCAACACUGUGACUAACAAGGUAACCUUAAUCUCCCCGGAACAGGAUGGCAACGACAGCCCUCGAAGUAGCCUUAACAACAGUCUUUCUGAUCAGAGCGUGUCGUCUUUAAACUUGAACAGCGCCGGCAGCGUACAUAGUUACACACCGGUGACGAGCCAUCCCGAGCCGUCCGCUCAAACUUUAACCCAGCAGUCCCAGUACAAUAGUGAGGAGCAGGAGAAGCAUUUCCCCGAAUAUAACUUUGAAGAUCUGAGCGAUUCGUUCAGGAGCCUCUACAGGCACGUGUUUGCACAUUCGCUUAACCAAGGAUUAAUGAACUUGCCUUCAGAGCCGGCUCAGCAGACACAUUCUCCCUGCUCCUAUCAGCACUCCCCGAGCAGCACAAUGAGCUCUCAGCAGCACGGUAGCCAAAAUAGCCUGACAAAUAGCCAUGCCAGUAGCCUUGGCACCAAUGUAGGUGACUCUAUGGUCCACCUGUCCCAUCCCCAGCUCCACGCACAGCAGUCCCAACACAUCCACCACAACGUAGUACACCAUCAGCAGCAGUGCACCCAGCACCCGUCCCAGUGUCACCAGCAAAACCCCCACCAGUCGCACCAUCCAGCGCAGCAUCAGCAUCUCCAACACCACCCCAACCACCAGCACCAGACCAUGGGGCAUCCGGCAUCUCUAACGCAGCAGCAGCAGCAGCAAAUCGCCUGCGGCAACGGAGAGAACCUGACCGAUAUGUUACUGUCCUUGACAGAAUGGUACCCCUCUCUUGAAGUUCUGAAGGAGAGCUGCCGGAUCGCCAGCAGCACCAACUGGUCCGACGUGGACCUCUCGCAGUUCCAAGGACUGAUGGAAAGUAUGAGGCAGGCAGACCUUAAGAACUGGUCGUUGGACCAAGUUCAGUUUGCAGACUUGUGCUCUUCGCUGAAUAAGUUCUUCACGCAGACCGGCCUCAUCGACUCGCAAAGCAACGCUCAGUCACCGGUGUGUCACGGAAACAUGCACCCCGCGAAACCCGCGCAGCACCUCAGAACAGGAAACGUUUACCUGGAUUCGAGGCAAAAUGUACCAACGUCCAUGAUGGGCCCCCCAAGCUACCCUCUAAUAGCACCGCCAAUGAGCACUACAGGACACCACGGGGUCAUGAACCAGCAACCACAUAUGAUGCCGUCAUCCAACUUCCACGUGCGCUCCCUUCCCGCAGAUGACAUCCAAGAUGAUUUUGAUUGGGACUCUAUUGUAUAGCACUGUUCAAGCGGCUUUAUUGUCUUGUUAACCAUGUGUUGUUGGUUCGCGACCACGAAUGUGAUCAGAAGAGAAAAAGGUAAAGAUGUCCGAUGAGAAAAGCACUGCUCUCCAACGGUGACUUCGAUGACAAUCAAACGAUACUUAGCAGGAUAAUUGAUCAGAGCGCUUCGAGGCAUACUGCCCGUCCGUUUCCCCGGUAAGCUGCCGUCGCUCUUUAUCGUUCUGUGAUUUAGACAGCUUGUUCAGCUUUGUUGACCACAAGUGUAAGCCUGGGAUCUGGAAGAAAAAAAAAAAACAAUCUUUCUUCAAGCAGGACUCUGAGAUUGCAUUUCAAACUUUCCGCCGCACCGCAGAGUGGAAAAACCCCUUCUCCGGGAUCCUCCUUCCCGUCUGCGUCCCCAUUUUAUUUAUGGUCUUGUAAUGUUGUACUUUGUUUGAAUUCUUUUGUGAAGGAACCUGUCCUUAUUACGCUGCCGUUUAGCAGAGCAGUCCAAGCUAGGCUGGCCCGACGCGUCAUAUUCGUGCCAUAAAUGCCGACGUACGAGCCAAGGCUGGAGGUAUCGUCGAUAUUCACGCUUUAUAAGGUUUUCGUGUUGCGGUGGCUGUUUUUCUAGAUUGUUAUAUUUUGUAACGGAAGAAAGAAAGAAAAAAAAAAAAGCCAUAUUCCCAAAAA